AUGUCUUCAAAUUCUACAUUACUUGAGAUACAACCAGGUUUUUCUUUUAUGGAUUCCAUAAAAGCCCCUGUUCCAGUUAUUGUGGAAAAAAAUAGCAUUUUAUCAAAUAUGACUGAUGGUAUGUUGGCUCUAGUGAUUCCAGUCGUUGCUUACUGGGCUUUCUCCAUUUUCUUCCAUAUUAUUGAUACUUUCCAACUAGCUGAACAAUACAGAAUCCAUCCAAGUGAAGAAGUAGCCAAAAGAAAUAAGGCCAGCAGAAUGGACGUUCUUUCUGAAGUUAUCUUUCAACAUAUAAUGCAAACUGUUGUAGGUUUGGCCUUUAUUCACUUUGAUCCUUUACCAACUACUGGUUUUGAAAUGAAUGAAAUGUGGAAAUUAAGACAAUCAAUUCCAUCUUUUGUUCCAAACAUUGCUGUUUACUACUUAUACACUUAUGGUUUCUCUAUUAUUAAGAUUUCCUUAGGUUUUGUAUUUGUUGAUACAUGGCAAUACUGGUUGCACAGAUUGAUGCACACUAACAUGACUUUGUAUAGAAAAUUCCACUCUAGACAUCACAGACUAUAUGUCCCAUACGCUUACGGUGCUUUAUACAACGCUCCAUUGGAAGGUUUCUUGUUGGAUACUCUAGGUACUGGUAUUGCUAUGGUGUUGACUGGUUUGACUUACAGAGAACAAAUGUUCUUCUACACUUUCGCUACCUUGAAGACUGUUGAUGACCACUGUGGUUACGCUUUGCCAUGGGACCCAUUCCAAAUGUUCUUCCCAAACAACUCUGUUUACCACGAUAUCCACCAUCAAAACUUCGGUAUCAAGACUAACUAUGCUCAACCAUUUUUCACCUUCUGGGACACUUUGUUCAGCACUAACUUCAAGGGGAUUGAAGAUUACCAGAAGAAACAAAAGAAGAUUACUAUUGAUAAAUACAGAGAAUUUUUGGCUUCAAGAGAAGAAGAAAGAAAGAAGACCAAAUAG
Molecule: messenger RNA, 972 nt
Organism: Vanderwaltozyma polyspora DSM 70294
Lineage: Eukaryota; Fungi; Ascomycota; Saccharomycetes; Saccharomycetales; Saccharomycetaceae
Gene: SUR2
Product: sphingosine hydroxylase
Exons: 1
Coding region: 1-972 (323 amino acids)
Biological process (GO): lipid biosynthetic process
Molecular function (GO): iron ion binding; oxidoreductase activity
Source: RefSeq, a predicted model, not a curated record